AUGGCUGUGACAAAUUUGAACUGGCUUGUGGUCUUCAUCUUAUCCAGUUGCGUAUCACAGCAUGGAGUCCAAGGUAGCACUCUUUCUGUGAGUGUAUACUCUGUGACAACAAAAAGCAUAAUUGUUCGCUGGAGUCGACACGAUGGUGCCAGCUCCUACAAGGUCACAGCUACCCCCAAGAACACAGCCGGACCCUCCACCUUUGCACACUUUAGUGAGAACACUGUCAUGGGUUCUCUUAAUGGACUGACCCCCUUCACCUUGUACACAGUGAAGGUGGAAGCAAUGGAUGCUGACCGGAACGUAUUAAAUCAGGGGCAAAUGGAGUCAAACACAGCUCCUGACAUUCCCACUAUUGAUGUGGCAACAUCUAAGCAAAGUGACAGCAUCACGGUGGAGUUUGAAACGGUCUCUGGGGCAGCCACCUAUGUUCUGCAAGCUGAGACCGCUGAUAGAACCUUUUUUACUGAGAGAUCAGUUUCCAGCUCCCCGGACACCAUCCAGGAUCUCCAGCCCUACACCGAGUACAGUGUUAGCGUGCUCGCCGUCAACAGCUUGGGUGGACAGAGUCAGCCCUCAAAGCCAGUUUUGGUCAGGACAGUGUUACCAGCUCCUCAGUUCAACACCAGCUCUUCCAGUAAUGACACCAUCCAGCUGGACGUGGAGCCAUUGGAGCAUGCGGUGCUGUACUCCUUCAUAGUCAUCCUGCAGCGCUCGGACAGACAGCAGCGCCUCAACACCACCUCCACCUCAAGCACCCUCACGGACCUGGAGCCAGGGAGCACCUACUGCACCACAGCCUAUGCCUGGGAUGCUGAGGGCCGGCCCGGUGACAGAGCCACUGUCUGCCAGAUCACACGUCCGGCUCAGCCUCAGGGCUUUUUGCUGUCAGUGGUGUGGGAUGAGCAGGCGAGUCUGCUUGUCUCGUGGAAUGCCUCUCAGGAGGCGACUGAACAUGUGGCAGUGACCUCCAGUGGCCUGAGCUGCUCCUCCUCAUCCUCCACAUGCUCCAUCUCGCUCCUCAGCUGCGGGGAGACUUUCUUUGUCACACUCACCGCCAGCAACCAGGCCGGCCCUAGCCUGUCCUCAGAGCCUGUGGAAUUUAUCAGCAUCCCUUGCUCACCAAACCCUGUGUGGCUGUCGGAGCCUGAGCCAGGAAAUUGCUCGGUGACCUGGGAUGCAGUUGCCACAGCAGACUUCUAUGACACCUUUGUUAAGCGUGAUGAUGGUGUGGAGCAGAAAUGUAAUUCUACAGAGACCUCAUGCAACUACAGCUGCCUGUGCGGAUACACCUACAUUGUUAGUGUGUUUGCCUACAAUCAAGCUGGAUCCAGUCCUCCUGGGCCUGCACUCAACUAUACCACACUCCCCUGCUGCCCAGCGGACGUGUCCAUCUCACUGGUCUCCACGGAAACACUGGAAAUCAUGUGGUCGCCAGUCCGUGGGGCAGUACUGUAUGAGACCCGGGCUGUGGACCAAUCAGAGCUAAUCGUGUGUAAUGACACGUCUCCUGUGUGUGCGCUCUCGGACUUGUCCUGCAACAGUCGCUACAACGUGGUGGUCAUUCCAUGCAGUGAGCUGAGUGGCUGCAACCGCAACUGCCAGCCACAGACACAUGAGACAGCUCCCUGUAUGCCCGCAAUCCAGAAUGUGUCCCAGACAGAUGGAACAGGUGUGACAGUCACCUGGACAUCUGACAACGGUGCAGCCAAUUAUACCGCCAGUCUUAUAGGGGAGACUGAUACAUUCUCCUGUCAGUCAACUGGGAUGUCCUGUGAGGUCACUGAGCUGUCCUGUGGCUCCACAUACGAUGUCACUGUUGUUGCCACCACCAGUGCUGGAGCAAGUCUUCCAAGCUAUGUUGUCCCACUAGAAACAGUUCCCUGUUGUCCAGUGAACUUGACAGUGGAUCAGGUGACCCAGGCCAUGACUAACGUGAGCUGGUCAGCAGCGCGAGGAGCUCAAACAUUCGUCACCUCUCUGACCUCUCCCCGGGGCCACGCCCGCUGCCACACCCAGGACACGCACUGCCUGAUGGGAUGCAUCACCUGCGGUACCAGCUACAACGUGUCCGUGGAGGUACUGAGCCGCACGGGGCGCAAGGCGGAGUGCAGCUACCAGGGAUUCUCUUCAAGUGUGUGUUGUCCAUCAGGUGUGCGCCUGUACAGUAUGCCUAACAACACGCUGAGGGUGUUCUGGCGUUUGUCUGGCUCACUGAGCAACUACACCGUAGACGUCCAGGGGAGCAGCGGCAACUACACCUGCUCCCCCCCACCCGGGGGUAACUACUGUGACCUCACUGAUGUCACCUGUGGCAGUGUGUACACGGUUGUCGUGGUGCCUGUUAACAUGGAUGGCAGCACGGUCUCUUUCUGUCCACACAGGCUCUACUCAGGUACAGUUUACAAAAUGGCUUGA
Clupea harengus (Atlantic herring) is the source of this 2418-nucleotide messenger RNA. RefSeq names its product fibronectin type III domain-containing protein 7-like. The record is from RefSeq and is a predicted model, not a curated record. Lineage: Eukaryota; Metazoa; Chordata; Actinopteri; Clupeiformes; Clupeidae. Gene Ontology annotation, molecular function: protein binding.